AUGAUGUGCAAAAGUAAGCAUUUUUUUAGAGAUACUGAAUAUUUCAUAUACGAAAAAGAGAACUCUAUUCAAAUAGGGAAGGUAAGCAUCAACUAAAAUCAUUAGAAUGAACAACAAAUAAAAUACACAAUCUAAUUGGAAUUGACAACAAUAAUUACUUGGGUUUAUGAUGACAGAAAUCGAUUCAUCGGAUUCAAGUUUAAAUGGAAGUAGAAAAUGAAAACGAUGGUUGUGAAUUAUCAUAAUUGUUUACGACUGAAAAGUAUUUUGGAUGGAAAAGUCUCCUAUAGUAAUCUUGUCAAAAUGUUUAAUAAAGUAAAAUAAAUUCGAUGGCACUCUCAAAACACAGUAACAUAUAUAAUACUUAUAAACGUACUUGUAGAUUAUGCUUGUUCACAGUUGUAUAGAUUAGAGACCGUAUCAAAUGAAAGUGACACCAAAUAGCAUUAAUUACAAUAUGCUUGUAUUAAUUUAAAUCUUAACUAAGGAUUUUAUGUUAGAAUUAGAAGUCUUAAAUCUUUAACAUAAAAACAUGAUAGCAAUUUCGGAGUAUUUCGUUGAAAACGAUAAAUUUUACAUUAUAUUUGAGUACUUAGAAGGAAGAAGCUUAAGGGAGAGAAUGAACUCCUAAUAUAAGAUGAAAAAAGAAGAAGUAAUAGUUGUCUUAAAAGUAAUAAAUGUUAUCUAAUUUACUAAAGCAACUUCUGAGUCUUCUAAUUGCUUUGCAUAGAAAAGGGUUCAUAUGUAGGGACUUAUCUCAAGAUAAUAUAUUUAUAUAGAAGGAUGGUCGAAUAGUUGUAACUGAAUUUGGACAAAUUACUAAAUUGGGUGAAAUCCUGAGAACUAAAAGAGGUACGAAAGAUAUAGAUUUAAUGAAUGAAUUGAUGUUACCCAGUAAUUUAGAAGGCAAUUAAAAUAAUGAGGAUUUUGAUAGAUAAUUUUGGUUUGCUUAAGAUGUAUAUUGUUUAGGUGAACUACUUCAUGAAAUGUAAAAAAUAGAAUUAUGUAUUAGGUUAACUGGUAAGAGUCUUUAAAAAACAAUCUUUGAUAAAUAUAGUAUCUUCCAGUCUAGUUAGAAUACUAUGUCAACUUUAAGAAGGAAGUUUGGACUUCGAAAAUUAUUAGAUAGAAUGCUAGAACCUGAUCCCAAGCUUAGAAUAUCAGCAUAAUAAGCCUAAAGUUUUUUAAAGGACAUGGAAUUCGGUGACGAUUCGUUUGUCGACUUUUCUGAUUAGGAGGAAAGAAACAAUUUCUAGGAAGUUUACUAAUUUAUUUCAAAAGUGUGUCUUUAGAAUCUCUGA
Molecule: messenger RNA, 1301 nt
Organism: Paramecium octaurelia
Lineage: Eukaryota; Ciliophora; Oligohymenophorea; Peniculida; Parameciidae
Source: the annotation of a GenBank genome assembly